AUGCUGAAAAACGUUUUUGCGAAAGGAAAAUGCUGCAAGAAGUUUCUACGACUGAACGAGCGGCAUAUUCAUAACAGCCACUUGAACAAAUCGCUCAAAAACAGAUAUAACGAAAGGGUGAGAGAUAAGUACCUGGAUAACAUUUACAACAAUGAAAUUAACGUUAGCACGAUAAGUAAAAACAUAAAAAACAAGAAGGUUGACUACUUGAGACAGCUGAUUUAUGAUGAGGCCGAAGGUGAUGAGUAUCUGCUGGACGAGGCAAUUUUGGAGGAAGUAAAAAGGAAAAAAGGGAAAGGCAUCACACAUGGCAAGAACAGCAGCAACAGCAAUAGCAACGGCAAUAGCAGUAGCGGGGGGGCUGGGGGAGGUUCGUGCGCCCCCCUCGAGCAGGGCAAGGCAGAAAUGAGCGAAUCCAAGUACAAGCAAGCGAUAAGAAUGUACAAUUUGUUGAAGUUAACGGACAAAGCUAACAUCUUCGAUGAGGAUGUUUUUAUGAACAUAGAUAGCAAAAUUAAUCACGACGUUUAUCAAUUUUCCCAAAAAAAUAUUCUACACGAUGGUGACAAUAAAGUGGAAGACUCGGCAACCAGUAAGAGAAGCAGUUUUAUAGAUGGUCGAAUGGUGGAUAAUCAGAACAGAAAUUUGUCCUCCGCCCUGCCCAUGGAAAACAAGAUAGAAACCUCACCCUAUAACGAACCGGGUAGUGAGGCCAACCUAGACGAUAGCAAUUUUAUGAGUAUUACCAAAAUGAACCUCCCCAUAUUCAACCCAUCUAGCUUUUGUCUAGCCAUAGAAAGUUUAACGAACCAUAUAUGUGACGAUUUAAUUUACUUAUUUGGGGACCUUAUGGAAGAAGAAAAACUACCUAAAAAAAACGAAAAUGAUAGACUAUACAAAUUUAUGAACUGUUUAUGUGAGUUUUUUUCCCUAGAAAAAAGAGAAACUGAUGUAGAUAGAUGGAUGGACGAGGUGUACAAGAAAAUAAAACCUAAAUUGCCAUCCGCCUUUCAAAGUAUGAAAGACGAGUAUGUCCAAAAGUGGAUCAAAGAACACAUUAAGAGAGUCCUAGAGAAUGAAAAACGAAACAAUCAAAUGCUAUAUAAAGAAAAAUAUUACAAUUUGGGUAACGAUUUUGCUUAUGAUAACUUACCCAUGAAGGAAAACAGCGGAGGGGAUCAUAAAGCUGAAUUUUCCACCGAAAAACUAACAUACUAUUUUAAAACCAUCGUUGAAUUUUUCCUGGAGAAAAAAGUGGACACCAAUUUGGAAGAGCAAUUAAAUAUGAUGUUUUUAAACUUAAAAAAAAUCGGACUAGAUAACUGGCUCAAAAUGGACGUAAAAGAUUUUGAAAAAUAUCUCCUCAGAAAUAACAACUCCAACUUUUUGCAAAUAACAGAAAAUGACAAGUACGUUUCGUACUUGAUGUUAAAAUGUGCGAGUCGGAACAUUACAGACUUUUUUUUUUACGAUGAAUUUUCUCCCUUUCAUCUUUUUAAUGAGAAACCCAAAUUUUCCAUUGAGGAUAAAAUAAACGCUUUGCAGCCGAAUAAACACAUACCAGACGAUGAGUUAAAAAAAAUGAUUUUCUCCAACGAGUCUGCUGUAACGAUCGUAAGUAAAAAGAACUUUGGCGAUGCUCAUCACGACAUGGAUAUUGAUCUGUUUCUUGAAAAGGAAAAAAAGUACAAUAUGAACAGAUCCUUAAUCACCUACACUUUUGACGAAAGCACUGAUUCGUACAGUUACAAGUAUAAGCAAAUUCCAAACACUAUUUACGACCAUAAUACGAAUAAGUAUAUAAGGGAAAAGGAAACUAUUGACCCCAUGCUGAAAUUAAACGAAAUGAGGUCCUCCAUUUUGGAAGUUAAACGCAUGAUGAGCAUGACAAAAGAUGGACGCGUGUACUACAUAAGAAUCAUCAUCGUGAUCGGGAACGGCAAGGGCGUUUAUGGCUACGGCGUGGGUUUCGGAAAAAACAUUAAGGAAGCAAGAAACAGUGCCCUGCUGAAUUCGAUUAGUAACCUAGAUUUUAUAGAUUACAAUUAUAAGAACUGCGUUUUAAAUUUUCCAGUCAGUGGACAAGAAUAUUCUUCCCAUGUUAAAAUAAUUCCUAGACCGCUAGGCAGAGGAUUGAAAAUCAAUAGGAAGUACCUCCCGUUAGGCUACAUACUUGGGUUAGAUAAUGUCAAGAUCUCCUUCAGUGGCAGUAACAAAUGGAUGAGUAGAAUUAAAGCACUUAAGAGAUGCCUUAACAAAAUUGUAUCUAUUAAAACGUUAUGCAAAAUGACGGGGAAAAAAUACGUAUGUCAUUUUGCACCUCAUUAUUGUACCAGCCACUGGCCAGACUACUGGUUUAAAAAUGUUUUAAAAGAAUACAAAUAUAAAAUUCAAAGAAUCCAGAAAAAAAGAGCCAUGGUAUGCAGAAAGAAUUUCAGAUCCAACAUUUCCAAAAUACCUGAGGAGGUCCGGCCCGACUUCACCCCCUACACGUGGAAGACGCCGAUACAGAAGCAUGUCGAGUCGCAGAAGAUGAAGAAGUACAUCGAUAACAACGUCUACCACGUCAACGUCUUUUGA
Messenger RNA from Plasmodium cynomolgi strain B, 2580 nucleotides. RefSeq lists its product as hypothetical. Gene Ontology annotation, molecular function: RNA binding; structural constituent of ribosome. Bases 1 to 2580 code for a protein of 859 amino acids. The transcript has 2 exons. The record is from RefSeq and is a predicted model, not a curated record. Gene Ontology annotation, biological process: translation. NCBI's taxonomy places the organism in Eukaryota, Apicomplexa, Aconoidasida, Haemosporida, Plasmodiidae. Gene Ontology annotation, cellular component: ribosome.